Molecule: messenger RNA, 1194 nt
Organism: Phalaenopsis equestris
Lineage: Eukaryota; Viridiplantae; Streptophyta; Magnoliopsida; Asparagales; Orchidaceae
Product: probable xyloglucan endotransglucosylase/hydrolase protein 30
Exons: 5
Coding region: 55-1104 (349 amino acids)
Biological process (GO): xyloglucan metabolic process; cell wall biogenesis
Cellular component (GO): apoplast; cell wall
Molecular function (GO): hydrolase activity, hydrolyzing O-glycosyl compounds; xyloglucan:xyloglucosyl transferase activity
Source: RefSeq, a predicted model, not a curated record
CAAAACGUUCCAUUUCCACACCAUUCAUUCAUUCCUUCUCCCUUCGCAAUUCAGAUGUCGAUUCCAUCGAUCGCGUUAGCUUUCCUCUUCGCCGCUGCGGCGGUGGCCGCGACCGCAGACGCGGCUGCAUUCAACGUGUCGGAAAUCACUUUCGACGACGGAUACCUGCCGCUGUUCGGCGAGCGCAACCUUCUGCGGUCUCCAGACGGACGGAGUGUCAAGAUUCUCCUUAACCAGCGUUCAGGAUCGGGAUUCAUUUCGUCGGAUUUGUAUUACCACGGUUUGUUCAGCGCGUCAAUUAAGCUGCCGUCUGAUUACACGGCCGGCGUCGUGGUCGCGUUCUACAUGUCGAAUGGGGAUAUAUUUGAGAAGAAUCAUGAUGAGCUGGACUUUGAGUUUCUGGGAAAUCUCUGGGGACGUGAAUGGCGGAUUCAGACUAAUGUGUAUGGGAAUGGGAGCACAAAUCGGGGUCGUGAGGAACGGUAUCGGCUUCCUUUUGAUCCCACGGCUGAGGCCCACCGUUACUCCAUUGUCUGGACUAAUGCAACCAUCUUAUUUUAUAUUGACGAAAUACCAAUAAGAGAGGUGACCAGAAGUGAAGCAAUGCGUGGAGACUACCCAUCAAAACCAAUGUUAAUUUACGCCACAAUCUGGGACGGCUCCAACUGGGCGACUUCAGGCGGAAAACACAAAGUGAACUACAAAUACGCGCCUUUCGUCAGCGAGUUCUCAAACCUCAUCCUCAAGGGUUGCCGUCUCGAUCCCAUACAGCAGUUGCCGGCCGCCGUGCAGUGCCGGGAAGCAGAGAUGGAAACUGCAGCUGCAGACUACUCGGUGAUGUUGGAGCACAAGUAUGAAACCAUGAUGCAGUUCAGACGAGAGUAUAUGACUUACAGUUUUUGUUAUGAUGAGGUGAGAUACCCGGUCAGUUUCCCGGACUGUAAAAUUGUGGAGGGGGAGAAGGAGAAGUUUGGAAGGACAGGGCACGUUGUGCGUCCGACGAAGUCUGCGGUGAAGAUGAAGGGAGUUGCGCGGAAGCGCCGAUCGAAGAAACGCGGUCAGUUCAAUAAUAGGAAUAUGAUUCAUGGAGAUGCCGAGAUAUGAUGAUUAUUGAUUGAUAUAAUUAAUUGGACAAUAUUGAAUUAAUAUUUUGAAAUAAUUUGUGCUUGUGAGAAACAGUUCGGUAAUUGGUGA